UUAUUGAGAACUUUUCUGACUGUUGAGAAAGUAAAAAAAUUCAAGAAGAUUUUAUUCGACAAACAAGAGCAAGAUGCAAAUCUUUGUGAAAACUUUGACUGGUAAAACCAUCACCUUGGAAGUCGAGCCCAGCGACACCAUAGAAAACGUCAAAGCUAAGAUUCAAGAUAAAGAAGGAAUUCCACCAGAUCAACAACGAUUAAUCUUCGCUGGUAAACAACUCGAAGAUGGACGUACCUUGAGCGACUACAACAUCCAAAAAGAGUCAACCCUUCACUUGGUCUUACGAUUGAGGGGAGGAAUGCAAAUCUUUGUGAAAACUUUGACUGGUAAAACCAUCACUUUGGAAGUCGAACCCAGUGACACCAUAGAGAACGUCAAAGCAAAGAUUCAAGAUAAAGAAGGAAUCCCACCAGAUCAACAGCGAUUAAUCUUUGCUGGUAAACAACUCGAAGAUGGACGUACCUUGAGUGACUACAACAUUCAGAAAGAGUCAACCCUUCAUUUGGUCUUACGAUUGAGAGGAGGAAUGCAAAUCUUUGUGAAAACUUUGACUGGUAAAACCAUCACUUUGGAAGUCGAACCCAGUGACACCAUAGAGAACGUCAAAGCCAAGAUUCAAGAUAAAGAAGGAAUCCCACCAGAUCAACAGCGAUUAAUCUUUGCUGGUAAACAACUCGAAGAUGGACGUACCUUGAGUGACUACAACAUUCAGAAAGAGUCAACCCUUCAUUUGGUCUUACGAUUGAGAGGAGGAAUGCAAAUCUUUGUGAAAACUUUGACUGGUAAAACCAUCACUUUGGAAGUCGAACCCAGUGACACCAUAGAGAACGUCAAAGCCAAGAUUCAAGAUAAAGAAGGAAUCCCACCAGAUCAACAGCGAUUAAUCUUUGCUGGUAAACAACUCGAAGAUGGACGUACCUUGAGUGACUACAACAUUCAGAAAGAGUCAACCCUUCAUUUGGUCUUACGAUUGAGAGGAGGAAUGCAAAUCUUUGUGAAAACUUUGACUGGUAAAACCAUCACUUUGGAAGUCGAACCCAGUGACACCAUAGAGAACGUCAAAGCCAAGAUUCAAGAUAAAGAAGGAAUCCCACCAGAUCAACAGCGAUUAAUCUUUGCUGGGAAACAACUCGAAGAUGGACGUACCUUGAGUGACUACAACAUUCAGAAAGAGUCAACCCUUCAUUUGGUCUUACGAUUGAGAGGAGGAAUGCAAAUCUUUGUGAAAACUUUGACUGGCAAAACCAUUACUUUGGAAGUCGAACCCAGUGACACCAUAGAGAACGUCAAAGCCAAGAUUCAAGAUAAAGAAGGGAUCCCACCAGAUCAACAACGAUUAAUCUUUGCUGGCAAACAACUCGAAGAUGGACGUACCUUGAGCGACUACAACAUCCAAAAAGAGUCAACCCUUCACUUGGUCCUGCGAUUAAGAGGAGGCCAAUAAACUUACUUUAAUAUAAUAUUUCACUUAUUUGUAACAUUAUUCAGUAAAAAAUAUAUGAUUUCCAUAGC
Molecule: messenger RNA, 1515 nt
Organism: Hydractinia symbiolongicarpus
Lineage: Eukaryota; Metazoa; Cnidaria; Hydrozoa; Anthoathecata; Hydractiniidae
Product: polyubiquitin-C
Exons: 1
Coding region: 74-1447 (457 amino acids)
Biological process (GO): modification-dependent protein catabolic process; protein ubiquitination
Cellular component (GO): nucleus; cytoplasm
Molecular function (GO): ubiquitin protein ligase binding; protein tag activity
Source: RefSeq, a predicted model, not a curated record